AUGACAGGUGCCCACAUCAAGCCCAGCGGAGCAGUCAGGCACAUGACCAUCUCCACAGCCAAGGUGCUGCUGUUCCUCGCGCUGUUUGCGCAGGUGAUGCAUGUGUCCGAAGGCAUGGCCGGCUGCUGUGAGCGGAGGCCUCGCGCCUGUGGCCUGUACGGGCUGCUGUGCCGCACAGGAGCCGAUAACUCCACAGAUGUCAAAUCGGUGCGCGUGAGCAGCGACGCUGCGGCGGGCAUCCUCACACUGGGGAAACGGAAAGCUGCCGAAAGCCGCUACCAAGACCGCCUACAGCACCUGCUGCACGGCACGCGCAACCAGGCGGCGGGCAUCCUCACCAUGGGCCGGAGAAACGAAGAGGGCGAAGGGCGCACUCCCUCACGCGACAGCGAGAUCAGUACCGUCCACUCACCUGUUAAACUCGACCUGGAGAGACCAUUGAAGUAUCUGAUGCAGCAGUCUGAGGUCAGGGACUCUUACAGACGAUGA
Molecule: messenger RNA, 489 nt
Organism: Colossoma macropomum (tambaqui)
Lineage: Eukaryota; Metazoa; Chordata; Actinopteri; Characiformes; Serrasalmidae
Gene: hcrt
Product: hypocretin (orexin) neuropeptide precursor
Exons: 2
Coding region: 1-489 (162 amino acids)
Biological process (GO): neuropeptide signaling pathway; feeding behavior
Source: RefSeq, a predicted model, not a curated record